Messenger RNA from Bipolaris oryzae ATCC 44560, 414 nucleotides. RefSeq lists its product as uncharacterized. Lineage: Eukaryota; Fungi; Ascomycota; Dothideomycetes; Pleosporales; Pleosporaceae. The transcript is spliced from 3 exons. The coding region runs from base 1 to 414 and encodes 137 amino acids. The record is from RefSeq and is a predicted model, not a curated record.
AUGGACACAGCAUCGAAUUACAGUCAGUGUAUCGAAAAGCCAGACAUGAACCACGCGAAUACCAAAGUCGAAAGGGAUAGCGUCAAUCUUGACGCCACAUCAUCCACCUACUAUGACUCUGAGCCAUCAGCACAGCCACCAAGAUACCCUGACGGCCAAGAACCCCAAUCCACCUCGACUGCGCCACGAAGUAAAGCUAUUGGUCAACGCAGCGCCGGUGCACCCGCGGCAGUACUCGGUUCUGACCGCAAGGAGAAAACCAUUCGCGAGCGGUGGAAUGAUUUCAAAGAAAGAAAUUUUGGCGCCUACGAUGUAUCAGAGGACAGAGCUGGGGCGGCGAGUGCAGCUGAGUGGGAUAUGCAGGGCGGGAGAGUAGUCGGAGGAUUAGCGAAGCCGUAUUGGAGAAAAAAGUGA